Arvicanthis niloticus (Nile rat) is the source of this 2365-nucleotide messenger RNA. RefSeq names its product doublesex and mab-3 related transcription factor 2 (gene Dmrt2). Gene Ontology annotation, biological process: regulation of transcription by RNA polymerase II; sex differentiation. Gene Ontology annotation, cellular component: nucleus. The record is from RefSeq and is a predicted model, not a curated record. Lineage: Eukaryota; Metazoa; Chordata; Mammalia; Rodentia; Muridae. Gene Ontology annotation, molecular function: RNA polymerase II cis-regulatory region sequence-specific DNA binding; DNA-binding transcription factor activity, RNA polymerase II-specific.
AGGCAGAGUGUGCCUGAUGCGGAGUCCUGGGCCUCGGCCCGACCUUUCCGAUAUCCACUUUGGACCAGAAGUGGAAAGCGAAGUGAGGCGACCCAGGCUGCAGAGGACCGAACAGAACUUUGCAGAAUUUGGAAUGUUCGGGGUGAGGUUGCUGAGGACUUGACUGCCUCCGGCCUCCGUCCCCCAUCACCAUCCCGCCUCCUGCUUUCAGAGACAAUUCAGUUUGCUCCUGCUGCAUGCAGCUCCCGGGACAGAUCCUGAAGCUUUUAACGGGGUUGCUAGCUUGAGCCUGAUUCUUGCGCGCGAGCAAUCGAGCCGAACGACUGCCCAGUGCCAUGACGGAAGGGCAGGCAGUCCCGGGAGUCGGGGACUGGGAGAUCGACGUGGAGAGCCUUGAGCUGGAGGAGGAUGGCCGUGGGACUCCAAUGCGGUCCACGCUACAGGAGCCCAGUCCUUCGGCGGCCGAUGGGGAGGAAGAUGAGGACGAAGAAGAGGAGGAUGAAGACGCGGAGGACGAGGGCGAGGAGCCCGGUGCGUCCCCGGAGGUAUCAGGCCGGCCAGAGCAGUCCAGGGGACUGGCACCCAGGCCACCGCCCGCCGCUCAGGCGCUGCCAGCCGCUGCGGGGGCCCCAGAGCGCGGUGCCACCGCCAGUGGCGGCUCAGAGCCGCGCAAACUGAGCCGCACGCCCAAGUGCGCACGCUGCCGCAAUCACGGCGUGGUGUCCUGUCUCAAGGGCCACAAACGAUUCUGUCGCUGGCGGGACUGCCAGUGCGCCAACUGCUUGCUCGUGGUAGAGCGCCAGCGUGUCAUGGCCGCCCAGGUGGCGCUCCGGAGGCAGCAGGCCACAGAGGACAAGAAGGGGCUUUCUGGGAAACAGAAUAAUUUCGAUCGGAAAGCAGUGUACCAGAGGCAAGUCAGGGCACCGAGUUUGCUGGCCAAAAGCAUUUUAGAAGUUCUCCUUGGAUUAUUCUACAGCUGUAACAAUGUGUACAUAAUGAGACAUCUUUAGAAAAAUAAAAGUGGCGUCAGCUGUAGGCUAUCGCCCAAUGACGGCAGAGACUUACCUGGGAGGGACCCUUCCUCUACCCCCGCCUGUUAGUGACAGGAUGAGGAAGAGAAGAGCCUUUGCUGACAAGGAGUUGGAGAACAUUAUGUUGGAGAGAGAAUAUAAAGAGAGGGAGAUGUUAGAAACAUCUCAAGCUGCUGCCCUGUUCCUGCCCAACCGCAUGGUGCCCGGACCCGAGUACAGUUCCUAUAAAGGUGCCUACAGCCCCACUGCAGGAGAGCUGCCAAGCAAGGACUUCUGUAAUUUUUUACCUACCUGUCUUGAUCUUACCAUGCAGUAUUCAGGGUCUGGGAAUAUGGAACUGAUUUCUUCUAACGUCAGCGUGGCCACAACUUACAGACAAUAUCCCCUGUCCUCACGAUUUUUAGUCUGGCCCAAGUGCGGUCCCAUUAGUGACACCCUUCUCUACCAACAAUACCUGUUAAACGCUACCACUUCUGUCCAAGCCCUGAAGCCCGGGGCUGGCUGGGACUUGAAAGGAACCCGAGUUCAGGAUGGGCUUAGUGCAGAGCAUGACAUGAUGCCACCCAAACUGGAAGGCUCUCUGGUGCUGCCUCAUCUACCUGAGGUCCCAACCUCAAGAACUGACCUUCAGGCUCACCAGGUUGUCCCAGAGAGGUCUGCCUUCUCCCCACCCAGUCGGAAUUUCUCUCCCAUUGUUGAUAUGGACUGCCUGGCAGCUCAAGGGCACGUCUUAACCAAGAUCAGCAAAGAAAACACUAGGCAUGCUCUACCACUUAAACAUAAUCCAUUCCACUCAGUAUUCCAGCAGACGCUCAACGACAAAUCAGGCCCCGAGUUGAAAGCACCAUUUGUCAAAGAAGUCUUUGAAGAGACCCCAAAGAAACACAGAGAGUGUUUGGUCAGGGAGAACCAGAAGUACACAUUUACAAUAGACAGAUGCGCAAAAGACCUCUUCGUAGCCAAACAAGUUGGAACGAAACUCUCCUCAAAUGAGCCGCUGUCGUUUUCUGUCGAAUCUAUUCUUAAGAGGCCUUCAUCUGCCGUCACUCACGUCUCUCAGUAAAGGGCUGCUUACAAGGGAAGCUGGAUUUUCUCCACUCUCAGAGGGUUCUUGGCAGAUGCUUUUUUUUUUUUUUUAAAGUUAAGAUGUGUAUAUAAAGAAAUUUCUAAUGUAAAUGACCGAUUCUUAAGAUCCUACGUAUUUCCUCUGCAUGUAUCUUUUCUUAUCAUACGAGUAUAUUUAAAGAUGGAAACUACUUACUGUGCAAACUGUAAGGAUCUAUAUGCUUUACACAGCAUUCCAAAAAGCAAUAAAAAUAACACCGUCUUCUAAA